AUGGCGGGUCGAAGAUUGAUGACGGGGGCAGAUGUAGCCGAGUUAUUGGCUGAUUCAGACUCUGAUUUAGACAUAAAUGGACAAUCUGAUGAUGAAUCAAACGUUGAGGAGGACUCAGAUCAUGAUUCUAUUGUGAGUGGGGGUGCAGACAGCCAAGAUGAUCGUGCUGACGCGACAGAUCUUGAUGAUUCUGAUAGUGGUGAUAGUGCCGCAGGGCGCCAACCACCUGCUCCCCAGGUUGCUGCACGUGGUCGUGUCGCUAUGCGGCGUGCUAGGGGAGUAGCUAGAGGCAGAGGCAGAGGAAGGGGCAGGGCGCCUGCUAGGCCUAAUCUUGCUGCCCAGAGAGCCAAUUAUGUUUGGGGUCCAGCUGAUACGAAGCCCCAACUCCAGGCAUUUACAAAACGAAUAGGCCCUACCGCUGCAGUUGAUGUUGAGGACGCCUGGGAUGUCUUUCGUCUGUUUCUACCCAAUGACAUUAUUGAAAUAAUAGUAGCAGAGACAAACCGUUAUGCUGAUCAGUAUUUCGCACAGACAGUCAUUUCUCCACAUGCAAGGGCUAAGAGAUGGAGGGGAGUCACAGUUGAGGAAAUGGAAAAGUUUCUGGGGCUUGUUAUCCUAACUGGUAUUAUUAGCAAGCCGUUGCUUAGAUAUUACUGGUCAACUAACAAGAUAUUGGCCACUCCAUUCUUCAGUGAGGCCAUGCCUAGGAACAGAUUUGAACUUAAUAUUCUGAAGUUUCUGCAUUUCAAUGAUAACAAUGCCAAAGCUCCAGACAAUACUAACAAGUUGUACAAAAUAAGACCAGUCUACGAUCUCAUGGUUGCGAAAUGGCGUGAUCUGUAUGAUCCAGGCGAGUUCAUCUCAAUUGAUGAGGGUACCCUCAAGUGGAGGGGAAGAUUAUCAUUCCGUGUGUACAACAAGGACAAACCAACGAAGUAUGGGAUAAAAGGAUACAUUCUAUGUGAUUCUGACAUUGCAUACUGCUGGAACCUAGACUUGUAUCACGGCCAGGGAAACACACUUCGUGAAACUGUUAUUGGUCUCAUGGACAGACUGCUGAAUAAUCCUUACUCCCUGUACAUGGACAAUCUGUAUAACUCUGUGGAGCUUAGUGAGGAGUUGUUGAAUACCUACCAGGUUCAUACUUGUGGCACAUUGAGGAAGAACAGAGGGGAGCCUGUAGAGAUUCGUCAAGUCGGUGACAGGGGUCACAUCAUCCCAAGAUUUGAUACUGUGUCAAGGAGCAAUGGAACUGUCAUGGUAUUGGCUUGGCAGGACAAAAGGACUGUGAGAAUGGUCAGUACUAAGCAUGAUAAGAGUACUGUGGAGGUUGAGAGAUUCAAGAAGGGGGGUCAUGGUGAAAAGGAAAAGAUCCAGAAGCCUGUUUGCAUCACUGAGUAUAACGCGAACAUGUCCGGUGUUGACAACCUUGACCAAAUGCUCAGCUAUUACCCCUUCACAAGGAAGACUGUCAAGUGGCAUAGGAAAGUAGUGUUUUAUCUGAUAGAAGUAGCACUGCACAAUGCUUUCAUUGUCCAUAAGCUCAGGCAUGAUCAACCAGAAAAAACUCUUCUGGACUUUCACUUGGCGAUUGUCAAGAAAUUGUGUAAGGUUGUUGAUAAAAAUGAUGAUUCUGAUGAUGAUUCUGGGGAUGAGGACCCCACCCAACCUCCUGCAAGGGUCCCCAAACAUGAUCCCAGGGAAAG
Lineus longissimus is the source of this 1706-nucleotide messenger RNA. Its product is annotated as piggyBac transposable element-derived protein 4-like. The annotation marks the transcript as partial. The record is from RefSeq and is a predicted model, not a curated record. NCBI's taxonomy places the organism in Eukaryota, Metazoa, Nemertea, Pilidiophora, Heteronemertea, Lineidae. The transcript has a single exon.